Molecule: messenger RNA, 2897 nt
Organism: Candoia aspera
Lineage: Eukaryota; Metazoa; Chordata; Lepidosauria; Squamata; Candoiidae
Gene: PNPO
Product: pyridoxamine 5'-phosphate oxidase
Exons: 7
Coding region: 59-838 (259 amino acids)
Biological process (GO): pyridoxine biosynthetic process; pyridoxal 5'-phosphate biosynthetic process
Molecular function (GO): pyridoxamine phosphate oxidase activity; FMN binding
Source: RefSeq, a predicted model, not a curated record
GAGUCUGGCAGCGUCGCUUCUUCCUGCGCAUGCGCGCUGGGUGGGAAAUGUGACCUUAAUGUUUAGGUUCAGGUGUCUUCUGUGGCUUCGUGCUUCGAGUCCGAUCAGCCUUCGUAGCUCGGGUCAAGUUCAAAAAUCUUCUGAUGCCAUGGAUUUAGGAUGUCUUCGGAAAAACUACAGGGGAGACGAAGAGGCCUUUGAGGAGAAGCAUCUCACCUCCCUUGAUCCCAUUAAACAAUUCUCCACAUGGUUUGAAGAAGCCAUGAGGUGUCCGUCUAUUGGGGAAGUCAAUGCUAUGUGUUUAGCCACUUGUACCAGGGAGGGGAGACCUUCUGCUCGGAUGCUACUUUUGAAGGGAUUUAACCAGGAAGGCUUUAGUUUCUUUACCAACCAUGAGAGCCGGAAAGGAAGGGAACUGGAUUCCAACCCUUUUGCUUCAAUGGUCUUCUACUGGGAGCCUCUCAAUCGCCAGGUGCGGAUUGAAGGCUUUGUAGAGAGGCUUCCAGAGCAGGAAUCAGAGAAAUACUUUCAUUCGCGUCCAAAGAGCAGUCAAAUUGGGGCUGUUGUGAGCCGGCAAAGCACAGUGAUUGCAGACAGAGAGUAUUUGAGGAAGAAGAAUGCAGAGCUAGAAGAGAUGUACCAGGAGGCCCAAGUGCCUAAGCCAGCAUACUGGGGAGGCUACAUCUUAAAGCCAGAAGUCAUUGAGUUCUGGCAGGGCCAGACCAACCGCUUGCAUGACCGCAUCGUCUUCCGACACCUCCAGGGCGGCAGCAAAUCCUUGGAGCCUAUGACUCACAGAGGGGAGGGCAACUGGGUAUAUGAGAGACUCUCUCCUUAAAACAGCUUGCAGGAUUUGUUUUUGAAUAUACAUGGCAACAUCUCUGAUCCCAACCCUCCCCUGAGACAGAGCAGAUGAAGAACCAGAGGAUAAAAUCCUGGAUCUGCACUAGGAAGACGUGGAUUCAAAUCUCUGCCAGCCACGAGUAACUUUGGACCAGUCAUUAACUAUCAGCCUAAUCUACAUCACAGUUUUUGGGAGGAUAAACUGAGGGUUUCCUCAGCUGUCCUGAGCUCAUGUAGGAAUGGAGGGAUGCAAACACAAUAAGCACUUCUGGUGCUUAAAGAUGGACUGCUACACAUUUUAAAUGAUUCAAAUCUACAGUAUUUAUUCAUAUAAAAUCAUGUUAUUUUAAGGAUUUAUAUGAAAAGGAUUGUGUUCUCAACAGCCACACCCCUGCUGAAACAAUACUUGUCAGAGUUGGGGAAUGACAUUAGUGGGUGAGCAUGAUAGACUGGCCUAAUUUUGUAGUUUAACUUAGCAGUUAAAUCUGUAUAAUUUUGCAUUCAGUUGGAAUAGCUAGAUUGAAUUUGGUUUUCCAAAACUUCAUUACAUUAUCCAUGAUAUUAACAGGCUUCUGCUCUAGAGAGGCAGUUUGGUGUAGUGGUUAAAGGCACUGGGCCAGAAACUAGGAGACUGGCAUGAAACCAGCUGGGUGACUUGGUGCCAGUCACUCUCACUCAGCCGUAGGAAGAAGGCAAUGGCAAACCAUUUCUGAAAAUAUUGCCCAGAAAAUGGCAUGGACUUGUCCUGGCAGUCCCUGGGAGUCAAGGCUGACUGGAAGGAACCAAAGAAAAAGAAAAAUCAGUUCUAAAGUACAUGGGCACAUAGUGCCCUUUGGCUCAACCCAGCAGUUAACAUGCAUUGCAAGCUAUGUGGACUCUGGAGCCAUAAUUAGAACUAAUGGAAAAAAGAACAAAAUUAGAUCAUCAGUGCCAAAUGCAACAAUUGGCAUUUAUAUAUAAUAAACAAGAGGAUAACAUGGGCUGUAAACUUCAGAAGAAUAUCAGGGGAAGGAAUAACAACUGAAAGGUCAGUCUUUUUGCUUCUGAUUUCACUGAACCCUGCCCAUGUUUUAAACUUUUCAGCCUGUACAAUGAGAGGUCUGAGGUACCCAAGUCCUCUCUCACUAUGAUUCCUGAAGAUUGAUCACAGUUUCCUACCACUCUGAAGUAGGAAACACACAAGCCCUGUAGUGUAAACCCUAAAAUAGGUAUGACAUAGUUUUAAAAAAGCAAGUCCUCUCAAACGCAGGAAAAGCAGGAAUUUCCAGCUCUGACAAUAUACGUGGCAUAUUUCUUUGUGUUUUGCAUCAUCAGCCUGCCUACCACGGUCUUCAGCAUUAUUAGAUGUGGCUACUGGCCACUGAAAGUUUAUUCAACCAACUAUGCUUUAGAGGGGAGAUGCUUGCUUAAAAAAGCAAACAUGUGCACUGAAAAGCAACAGUGAUAUCCAAUUCUAUAAUUGCCUAACUGUUCCUGGAAACAAAGAAUAUGCAGUUAGAUCCUGCAUCUCUGCUUGCAUAGUGGGAGAGGAAAUGCGGCCCAACUCCCUCCAUCUGCGGCCUCCGUGUUGCAUCAUUCGAAGUGCUUUCCAAGCCCAAAAGCAGAUUUUUCAAUGGUGCCAGAAAUUACAGCAAGAAAGGUGGGGGCUGGAAAGCCUCAUUCUCUGAACAGUACUGUUCAAUUCGUGUAGGAAAAGUUAGGGUCAGAAUUACUGAAUCCAGCCCGGAGUAACAGUUAACAAGGAAACCCUCUGAUUUUGUCUUCAGAUGCAUUGUCCACUAUGAUAAGCAUUGUAUAUGCUUUUGUUUCCAGAAAUGUGGUUCUUUCAUGCUAGAACUGGGAGUGCAGUUCUACAUGCAAGCAGCCACUAUGGAUCAGACAUGGGGGGUUGUGUGCACUUUGUGUUGUUAUUUGUAAAAACAUAUUUAAGUGGUAUGUAUUAUCUUAGUAAUUGUUGUUCUGUCUGACCGACCUAUCUUUGUACACUUAUGCACUUAGUUUGAUUUUGCAACUAUGUACAUUUGGACAAUAAAAGUUAGUGAAUGGUAGUUGAA